GAGGGCAGCACGACGCCUGCGCCGCUGCUGAUCUGCUGCAGGUUCACAGAAGAAGGAGGCUGGUGUGCAACAGCUAGGCAUCAUCAUGCCUGCUGCUGUGAUUAUGGAGGAAAAUUAUGAUAAAUUAUUGGAGCAGUGUGAAACUCAAGAGCUUGAGGCUCCAGGGGGCAUCGCAACACCUCAAGUGUACGCUCAGUUGCUGGCCCUGUAUUUACUACACAAUGAUAUGAAUAAUGCCCGAUAUCUCUGGAAACGGAUUCCCCAAGCUAUAAAAUCGGCAAACCCAGAGCUAGCGGCUGUUUGGGCUGUUGGCCAACGCAUAUGGCAGCGAGACUUUCCAGGGAUCUACACAGCGAUUGCAGCCUACCAGUGGUCUGAAAAUAUCCUUCCAGUCAUGGAGGCUCUCCGAGAGAGCACACGGCAAAGGGCGUAUGGUCUCGUGGCUCAGGCGUAUACUUCCAUCACAGCAGAAGAUUUUGCUGCCUUUGUGGGCUACUCCGUUGAGGAGGCUGUGAAAGGUGUGGUGAGCCAGGGCUGGCAGGCAGACCCCAGCACUAGAAUGGUGAUGCCCCAAAAGCCAGAUCCUCCCCCAGUCUCGUUGGUUCCAAAUGAGCAGCAGCUGGCCAGACUCACUGACUACGUGGCUUUCCUCGAGAACUGAUAACCCGACAACAUCCACCACCGCCUCCCUUUUCUGCCUGCUAUGGACAGAGGGAGAACACCAACCGCGGAAGCAUUUAUCGACAUGUUUAGAUAGACCCUUCCCACUUCCUUCAAAAUUUAACUCUGAUCCAUUGACAAUAUCACACACACACAGUCUCACAUGGUUUUGAAAGUUAAAUACUCUUCUCCAAGACUUGCCUAUUUAUGUUCAUUGUAUAAUACACCUGCCUCAGUUUUAUUCAUAUUUUCUUGAAAUUGCUUGUUACCUUUCAGGCUCCAGUGUUGUAUUAUAUUCUUUAGUGGUUCUGCUUUUUUUGCAGCUGCCUGAUGUAUUAAUUUGGGUGUGAUUUUAAAGUGGACAGACAUAGUAGAUAGCUGUCUCAUCUCUGUUUUAAGGUUUCUAUUGCUACUGCAUCGGUGUUUAUAUUGAGUGGAGCUUACCGUAACUCUUCAGCAUAUUGCUCUCUCCCUACUCAAUAUCAGAUCCACAUACCACACGUGAGUCCUUUGUGUCUUAGCACUUAAUAGUUGCCUUCAAACAGAUUUCUUCAGCUAACAGAAGUCUUGGUAUGCAUCACCAUGUGGAGUUCACUGUCGUCUGUGUCAGACUCAAGCAAAGUGUCACCGCAUGCGAGUUACUUAGAUUGGGCCUACUGAGACAUGUGAUACUGUGCUCAGUAAACGUUUCCCUCUUUUGACCUUGCAUUUGAAGUCUAUGUUUUGACUGGUAAAUAAAUAUUUUGAUGUGUUUAUAAUUCAGAA
This is a messenger RNA of Myripristis murdjan (pinecone soldierfish), 1425 nucleotides long. It is a transcript of the gene cops8, whose product is annotated as COP9 signalosome subunit 8. Bases 86 to 661 code for a protein of 191 amino acids. The record is from RefSeq and is a predicted model, not a curated record. Gene Ontology annotation, cellular component: COP9 signalosome. Gene Ontology annotation, biological process: protein deneddylation; COP9 signalosome assembly. The transcript has 7 exons. NCBI's taxonomy places the organism in Eukaryota, Metazoa, Chordata, Actinopteri, Holocentriformes, Holocentridae.